CAUUCCACACCAGUCGGCCAUAUUUGAUGUGAUUCGCCAUGGCUAUGCUUAGGCCGGUUUCGCGUUUAAAUUCUGUAGUUUCCAAGGCUGCAAGGCUUUCAUCAGCCUCAUUACAACAAAGAAGAGAAAAGGGGGAUCUAAUAUUAACGUUUGCUUCACCUGGUGAUGUAUAUUAUGUUCAACAAAGUGUGAAGCAAGUAGAUGUCCCUACGUUGGCCGGAUCAGUGGGUAUUCUACCAGAUCACGUUCCAUGGAUUGGGUGCCUGAAGCCAGGACUACUGAGUGUGUUUGAGGAAAGUGGCACAAAAGUACAAUACUUUGUAAGCAGUGGUACAGCUACAGUCAAUCCAGACUCCAGCUUACAGAUAUUGGCAGAAGAAGCAGUGCCUGUAGACAGACUGGAUACUUCCGCAGUGACCAGUGGUCUAGCCAAGGCACAACAGAUGGUGACCAGCGCACCCACAGACAAGGAAAAAGCAGAGGCACAGAUUGAAGUGGAGUGUUACGAAGCUUUACAAAAAGCUCUCCUUGACAAACAUUAAUGAUUUCUUAUGGUUAUAGAUAUUACACUCUCUACUCCAGUGUUAUACGUAUGAAAUGGACAGUGUUCAAGUUAAGUAGAAUUGAGAAGUGUGUGUCCAGCACCUGAGUUGUUACACUAUAUUUCUAAAAGUUUUGCUGUGCAGAGAUGAUUCAGUGCAUUUUAGGGGAAAUCAAUU
This is a messenger RNA of Lingula anatina, 719 nucleotides long. RefSeq names its product ATP synthase F(1) complex subunit delta, mitochondrial-like. Gene Ontology annotation, molecular function: proton-transporting ATP synthase activity, rotational mechanism. The record is from RefSeq and is a predicted model, not a curated record. Lineage: Eukaryota; Metazoa; Brachiopoda; Lingulata; Lingulida; Lingulidae. Gene Ontology annotation, biological process: proton motive force-driven ATP synthesis.